Dryobates pubescens (Downy woodpecker) is the source of this 1948-nucleotide messenger RNA. RefSeq names its product interleukin 13 receptor subunit alpha 1 (gene IL13RA1). The transcript is spliced from 11 exons. Lineage: Eukaryota; Metazoa; Chordata; Aves; Piciformes; Picidae. The coding region runs from base 1 to 1737 and encodes 578 amino acids. Gene Ontology annotation, biological process: cytokine-mediated signaling pathway. Gene Ontology annotation, cellular component: external side of plasma membrane; membrane. Gene Ontology annotation, molecular function: protein binding; cytokine receptor activity. The record is from RefSeq and is a predicted model, not a curated record.
AUGGACGGCAAGGGAAGGGAAGGGCAGGGACGGCAAGGCAAGAGCAAGGAAGGGAAGGGACGGGACGGCGGGGAGCGGGAGCAGCAGCAGGCUGCCGGGCCAGCCCUUCUCGGCUUCUCCCGGCCCGCGGUGCCGCUGCAGGGGCCGUGGCUGGGCCAGUGCCGAGGCAGCCGCUGCAGAGCCCUUCCCGCCGGCUCGGUGCGGGCAGGUCCGUGUCCUUCAGCGAAAUGCUUUCGGUCUGCGUUGGACGCUGCCCGGGCGACAGCAGCGCCGGGUGCCCGGGCGACAGCAGCGCCGGGAACGCCGCGGGAUCCGCUUCUCUUCCCGGAACGGCGGCGCUUGGCGAGACGGGCAGGAAUCUUUUCAUCUCCGUCCUCUGUUCUCGGGGCUGUCUCUGCCCUAGAACCGCGGCAGAGCCUCUGCAUCGAGUUCCUGGAAAUGAGGCGGAGGAUCCCGGAGCAAGACCCCGGUGCCGGGGUCUCGGCUGCUCACCGCUGCGGUCUGAGAAAGCUCCCGGAGUCUGAUGACUUCUGCUCGGGCAGCUCUGGGAAACGAGGAGAAGUUCUUUCACCUCCAUCCAACCUGAGCUACUCGUUUGUCCAAAUCUGCACCCUGAACUGGACGUGGAACCCCCCCGGGAACGUCGGCAGUAGCUGCGACCUGGAGUAUUCCAGCGAGGUUGUGAUCGGUGAGGUCCCACAGGACACCAGGGCGUGGAGCAAGAGCCGCUCCCGCGUGACCGAGACCUGCCUGAGCGAGGAGCUGCGUUUCAGAGUGCGGAGCGAGUGCAAGCACGACAACACCACCCAGCCCAGCAGCUGGCUGGAGACCUCCCUUCUGCCAAAAGGUAUUCCAGGUAGUGCUGCUGCUAACUUGAGCUGUGUCUGGCACAAUUUGGAGUCCAUGGUUUGUACCUGGCGUGCUGGGGAGAAUGCAAGCAGGGACACCAAUUACACCUUGUCCUACUGGUUUGAUGGCUUGAAAGACUCAAAGAAGUGCAGGAACUACUUCAUGCACCAAGGACUCUAUGGAUGCACUUUCAGUCUCCGCUUCCCAAACAUCACCAGAAGUUACCCAGUUGUAAGGAUAUUGAUUAGAGAUCACUCUGAGGACAUCAGGCCUGUGUGUGCAAGUAAAAACCCCACCACCAUCGUAAAACCUGCCCCCCCAGGACAGCUCACACUGUCAAAUGUCAAGGAUGAAAUAUAUGUAGAAUGGAGUGAAUCAGAAACCUUCCCAGAAAACUGUUUGGUUUAUGAAGUUCAAUAUCACACUGGAGACUUGAACGCUGCUCAGAUAAUCCAAGUUGAGAGCAAUUAUAUCUCAGUUCCCAGUGUUGAUCCCAAGAGCAAGUACACCUUCAAAGUGAGAGCAUACCCCAAGCCUGAGUGCUACAGCAGCCACCUCUACAGUGACUGGAGUGAAGAAAAGAGCAUUGGUGAGAAGAUGGACUCCACAUUCCAUUUGGCUUUACUCAUCACCAUGCCAUUAACUGUAGCAGUGUCUACCAUAAUUCUCCUAGUCUAUCUGAAAAGGCUGCAGAUAUUAAUCCUGCCACCAAUUCCAGACCCUCGAGAAAUCCUGAAGCGUAUGUUUGGAGAGCAGAGUGAGGAUCCCCAGAGCUGUGCCAAGGACGACUCCCUGAACACUUGUGACAGGCUCAUCAAGGAAGAAGAAAUCCAUUCUUUAAUUGUGACAGAGACUCCAGUGUGUGCUAAUGCUGACAAGGAGACCUGAAGAGCUCUGCUCUGCCAGUGAAAAGGGAGGGAGCUUUCGUCCUGCCUUGUGCUCGGGUGACAAUGUCGAUGCGAGGAGGCCUGCGAGACCUUCACCUGCUGCCACCUUACUCAGUCCUCUCCCAGGCUCAGAGGGUGCAUCACUAAGCAUGGCCAUUCCUCCAUCUCUGCUAGAAAUGCUCCAUCUUGGAGCCCUCCAGACGAGCAUGGAC